Messenger RNA from Aspergillus terreus NIH2624, 477 nucleotides. Its product is annotated as fungal specific transcription factor domain-containing protein. The record is from RefSeq and is a predicted model, not a curated record. Lineage: Eukaryota; Fungi; Ascomycota; Eurotiomycetes; Eurotiales; Aspergillaceae. The transcript is spliced from 5 exons. The coding region runs from base 1 to 477 and encodes 158 amino acids.
AUGCCACCAAAGUCCUCGGCCGAUAUCGCCCGUGCGCCGUAUCGAUGCGACUAUCCCGGCUUCUGCUCUCCAGCGAACGCAAAUCCUCCGGGAGCCUGCGCCAAGGACAACAACGUCCAGAUGAAACACAGACCUGUCAUUCUCGAACCGGGUCCAAAAGCUUCCUUGUCGGAUGACCCAAAGACGACAGCUGUCAAACCGCCCCGCUGGAUCGCCCAUGACUAUGUCGAUAUCUAUUUCAAAGAGUUUCACCCGAAAUGGCCGUUUCUCCACCGAGAUGACGAGUACGAACUUCUCGUGGCUCUAGUCCAAAGCUGUCGGCUGGGCGGGAUUUUCUCUUACCCCAACAUGCUCACGCAUCACAGCGAUAUAACAACGCCAGCGCUGCUCUGGGGUGGAUUUCUCAAUCCUCAAGUGUUCUAUACGAUGCGGGCAUUCUAUUUGACUGGAUAUGACAUGUCAGAUGAGCCAAAAUAA